Messenger RNA from Leptopilina heterotoma, 782 nucleotides. Its product is annotated as dynein light chain 2, cytoplasmic. Bases 307 to 576 code for a protein of 89 amino acids. Gene Ontology annotation, cellular component: cytoplasmic dynein complex. Gene Ontology annotation, molecular function: dynein intermediate chain binding; dynein light intermediate chain binding. The record is from RefSeq and is a predicted model, not a curated record. The transcript has 3 exons. Lineage: Eukaryota; Metazoa; Arthropoda; Insecta; Hymenoptera; Figitidae. Gene Ontology annotation, biological process: cilium assembly; microtubule-based process.
CACGGGGCGCGCUACGAUCUUCAACCCGAUCCCAAACCUCUGACUGAAUAUUUCGGUGUGUGUCCGGCAGACGUGUUAAAAAUUCCUGAGUAACUCACAAAACGUCCGCGCGUGUUUCUCUGUGUGGUAAAAAAAAAAAUUAUAUUUACACACUCAAAAAAAUUCUUUGAAUCAAAUUGCAAAAAUUUAUUGGAAUCACACGAAUUUUAUUUCCAAGUGUGUAAUAUUUCAAAACAAGAGAAAAUUUAUCCGAAAAAAGAAAAUAACAGUGAAUUCAGUGAAGGGAAUAAAAUAAGAAAAAGCAACAUGUCCGACCGAAAAGCAGUGAUUAAAAAUGCCGAUAUGUCUGAGGAGAUGCAACAAGACGCGGUAGACUGUGCGACUCAAGCAUUGGAAAAAUAUAACAUUGAGAAGGAUAUCGCCGCGUUUAUUAAAAAGGAGUUCGACAAGAAAUACAAUCCCACGUGGCACUGUAUCGUCGGACGGAAUUUUGGCAGUUAUGUAACGCAUGAGACCAGACAUUUUAUCUACUUCUACCUAGGCCAGGUAGCCAUUCUUCUCUUCAAAAGCGGAUAAAUCGUUUUUCUUUUUUCCUAAUCACUGUAACUGUCCACUUCUUUUUAAAAUCCCUUCCAUUCCUUCCCUGUCUCUCUCUCUUUCUCUAUCUCUCUCUCUCUCUCUCUUAUUUUUCUUCUCCAAAAUCUCCCAGAAAAAUAAAGUAACAAACUUUCUUUACCAUGCCAUCUUCUAUAUAUGAAAUAAAUUACGUUAUGUGAAUGCAA